This is a messenger RNA of Plasmodium knowlesi strain H, 942 nucleotides long. RefSeq lists its product as uncharacterized. The transcript is spliced from 2 exons. Lineage: Eukaryota; Apicomplexa; Aconoidasida; Haemosporida; Plasmodiidae. The coding region runs from base 1 to 942 and encodes 313 amino acids. The record is from RefSeq and is a predicted model, not a curated record.
AUGGCAGGUGAACAACCAGUAAGUACGAAACCCUCAAGUCAAGUGAGUGUAAAUGAUAAUAAUGCUACAGUUCCGGAUGCAAAGGAAAUAGUAACUACUGCUGUAUUUGCAGUAGAUGGUAUAGUGGAAUUCGUUCAAAGAGAAAUACUCUGUGCUCAUAUAAAGGAUGAAAAUCAUGUUAUUUGCGAAAAUAAAGAAAUAGCCAUUUCAGUUGUAGUCUUUUUUGUUUCGACCGUGCUCAGUAUCAUAUAUGCCAUUAUUUCCAAAAGUAUUAAAUAUGCAAAAAAGCUACGUAGACGUAGAAAACACUUAAGAAAAAAAAGAAAAAAAAGAGCAAUAGAAGAUGACGAUGAUGAUGAUGAGUAUGACGAUGACGACGAGGAUUACGAUGAUGACGAUGAUGAGUAUGACGACGAGGAUUACGAUGAUGAUGGUUAUGACGAGGAGAACUAUUUAUAUGAAGCAAACACUUUACAACACCAAAUGCAAGGGUGGCUAGGACAUAAUGACCAGGGGCAUGAGCAUCAAAUUUAUCAGCAGUUCAUGAAUCAAGGAACAAUGUUACAACCACAAGUGUUACAACCACAAAUAGUACUUCCCCAAAUGCCCCAACAAGAACAAGUGCUACAAGCACAAAUAGUACAACCACAAAUGUUACAACAACAAACAAUAUAUCCCCAAAUCCAACAAGAACAAAUCUUCCAACCGCAAACAUUAUAUGCUCAAAUGCCCCAACAAGAACAAAUAUUACAACCACAAACAGUAUAUGCUCAAAUGCCCCAACAAGGACAAAUUCAACAACCACAAACAGUACAUCAGCAAAUACAUGGAAACGAAUUAGAUAAAAAAGAAAAAAAAGGAAAAUCUGAAUUUUCCUCAAAAAAUGAACGAACUUAUUCGAAUGGUAAUAUACUUAAUUUAGGCUAUCAUUCAAUGGCAUAA